This is a messenger RNA of Eucalyptus grandis, 2255 nucleotides long. RefSeq lists its product as uncharacterized. Lineage: Eukaryota; Viridiplantae; Streptophyta; Magnoliopsida; Myrtales; Myrtaceae. The transcript is spliced from 6 exons. The record is from RefSeq and is a predicted model, not a curated record. Bases 1 to 1599 code for a protein of 532 amino acids.
AUGGCGGCGGGAGGCGUGAUUGGCGGCGGCGACGACGGCGGCGGCGGCGGCGGCGGCGAUCAACGGCGAGCGGUGGCGGCGGCGGCGACGGCGCCAGCGACGCAGCGGUGGCGCGACAGUGGCGGCCGGCGGCGGCCGGUGGCUCGGUGGUUGACGGUGGUCGCGCAAAGCAUGGGGACACAGGAGCUGCCAAAUGGAGGUCCGGGUCGGCACGGAUGUGCGGUCCGCCUCCCCCAGUUGCCGACGCCACCACUGACGGACGGCGCCCCCACCGCCCUCCUUCCCCCAUUUACUCUGCCUUUCCUCUUCAAAGCGGGAGUUUGCCUUCAAAUCUCCGUUCGCCCUAAUCUCUGCAGAAGCCUUCGCCCACAAGCAAAGAGUCGCCCUUUCGAGCACCGACCCGCGACUGCUUUACUGCGCCCGCUCGCUCCCUCCUUUCCCCAUGGCGGAGAGCAUAGACGACGGCGAGUUCUAUCUCCCUCCCCAGUUCCUCUCCGACGCCGACGACGACGACGACCUCCUCGUCUUCACGGAGCGGCGCUUCUCCGCCGCCACCGGCGGCAGGAGCCGGCGGCGGCGUUCCGCCCCCCCGAGCCGGCGCGGGGGCCCGGCCGGUCGUCGGAUCUCGGCUCCCCGGUGGAGUCGGUGGUGGGGUCGACGGAGGAGUGGAGCGACGAGGAGGUGCACAUCGCCGAUUUGACUCGGAAGGUCGCGCAGUCGACGCUCGAAGACGACUUCGAGUACUCCAAGGGUUUUUUCUUGUCGGGCUCCCCGAAAUCGACGCUGUGCGGGCUCCGGAGCGGCUGCGGCUGCGGCCAGGGCUCGAGCCGCGGCAGCCGCGGCCAGGGUUCGAGCCGCGGCAGCCCGAACGGCCCGUCGCAGCCCACGUCGCCUCCGGGCACGCUGAACCUCCUCCGCGAGGCCGCCGGCCGGGUGGCUCACCUGGGGAUCAACGACGAGGAGCUCUACGGCCUCACCCGCUUCCCGAAGCACCACAGCGUAUACGACGCCGCGCCCUACUCUUACCAGUCGAUCUCGCAGCCCCAGCCCUUUCGGCAGUUUCAGCACGUGAAGUCGAUGCCUCAAACCCCGUUCCAAGGCGUGAGGAACAACGAUUUCGCGGGCGUCGGGAACGGACGGUUCGUCGGCGCAGCGGCCCCCGCGUGGCCGACUCUGCAGCAGGCGCAUCGACAGUCGGAGCUCCGAAGCCACCACCACAACCACCACCUUCACGGGUUGGGUGCGAGGGCGGUGUUCCUCGGAUCUGCGGGUAUCAAGAGGGAAUCGGCGGGGACCGGCGUGUUCUUGCCUCGACGGGCAGGCCUUGAGCCCGAACCCCGCAAGAAGACAGGUUCGACGGUGUUGAUCCCUGCAAAGGUAGUGCAGGCCCUGAACCUGAACCUGAACCUGGACGACGCAGGAUCCCAGCCCCAGCUUCAGUCUCGUCCGAACGUCUGUUUCACGGCUGAGAGCGAUGGAGCGUGGAGAUUCAGAAGCAACCGGCCUCAUCACGUCCAACAGAGAGGCAAUCACCACCACCACCGGCGGUCACCGGCGACGAGCCAGGAGAUCCGGCUUCCUCAGGAGUGGACUUACUAACGACCGCAUCUCUGACCGACCGGCGCCGUCUCGAGCGGCGUCUUUCUCCAUAGGGUAUUAAAGAUGAAAGGUUUUAGGGUAUUACUACAGUUCUUUUAGCGGCGAAAGAAAGAUUUUAGUUUGGUUAACACCAUUGAAACAAGCGUCGAAGAAAACAGAGUUCUUUUUGUGAGGGGGGAUUAGGGUUUCGUUCCUAGGGAAGGAAGGAAGAAGAAACAGCAGGCAAGCAAUAAAUGUUGCAUCGAAGGGAAGCGAAUGACGCAGAAACCAAGCACGCAACGACACAAUCAUGGUCAGCUUUUUCCAUGUCUCGGGCUCGGACGACGAGGUUGCGGUGACUGGCCUUCUGCGUAAUAAGCGAUGUGCUUUUUAUUUUCUUUAUAGAUUUAGGGGAAAGGAGUGAAAGAUUUGUUUUUUAAUUUUUGUUUUUGAAGUUUUUGCUAUUUUUAUAUUUGUCGGAAUGGAGUGGAGAGAGGAUUGAAGUUUGGAAGUCGACCGUCGGUCCGUGUUUAGGGAAAAAAGAGGAAGUUUCAAUCCUCUGAUUUUUUCGCUGUGUUUUUUGUUUCUGGGAUUCCGUUCCAGACAGCCUGUCCACCCCCCCUCAUAUAUUCUAUAAUAAUAAUAAAAUAAAAUGAUAUGAAUGAUAAUUUGUUUUA